This is a messenger RNA of Balaenoptera ricei (Rice's whale), 891 nucleotides long. Its product is annotated as cyclin-Y-like protein 1. The record is from RefSeq and is a predicted model, not a curated record. Gene Ontology annotation, molecular function: cyclin-dependent protein serine/threonine kinase activator activity. Gene Ontology annotation, cellular component: plasma membrane. NCBI's taxonomy places the organism in Eukaryota, Metazoa, Chordata, Mammalia, Artiodactyla, Balaenopteridae. The transcript has 5 exons. The coding region runs from base 199 to 750 and encodes 183 amino acids. Gene Ontology annotation, biological process: regulation of canonical Wnt signaling pathway; regulation of protein kinase activity.
CUGCCCGGGGCCCGGCGGCUGGGCGGACAGGAGAGCGGCGGGCGAAGUCGCGUCUGCAUGUGCGGCACAGCCCCGGCAUAGCCCGGGGCUGCCAGUGCCCGCCGCGCCAUUGUUGGGGGAGGGGGCGGCUUCUGAGCUCGGCGGAGUCGGGGGACGAGCGGAGGCGGCGGCGGCGGCGGCGAGGAGUGAAGGCGCCCCAUGGGGAACUCGCUGUCUUGUUGCCUGUCCCCCAAUGCCUGCCGCAAGUUGGGCCGGCGCAGGGGGUCAGCGGAGCCGGACUGCGAGUCUGAGGUCUACAAGGCGGCGGCCGGGAACGCGGUGGCAGUAGCUCCGGCGGCGGCUACCGUGGAACCCGCCGAGUUGGAUUUCGCAGGUGGCGAAGGCCACCACCUGCAGCACGUCAGCGACCGGGAGAUGCCCGAAGACUUAGCUUUGGAACCAAACCCUUCUGACCACCCAAGGGCAAGCACAAUUUUUCUGAGCAAACCUCAAACAGAUGUGCGGGAAGAGAGGAAGAGCAACCAUUUAAACCAUGUAUCUCCAGGGCAGCUUACUAAAAAGUAUAGCUCAUGCUCAACAAUAUUUCUAGAUGACAGCACAGUCAGCCAGCCUAAUCUUAGAACCACAGUAAAAAGAGCACGGAACUACAGAUGUGGUAACAAAACUGUGGCCUCUACCUGCUUGGACAGAACCAGGCGGGAAAAGAGAUGUAAUGAAUCUGACCUCUUGGUGCCCAUAAAGGAGAACUAAGCAAUAUGGAACUAUCUCCUGAUCAGCACAGAUGACUGAAAAUCAACAAUGAGCUAUACAAGUCAAUAAACCUGAGAAAUAACCACGGGGCUUGUGGGGAGGGGACAAUAAACAGAGAAGAAUAUUAUGAUUAAAAAUGAU